UCAUCAAAUGGGUCGUCGAAAUUUUACUCUUUUGUUUGCUCUGUGGCAGCUCUUUCUAGUGGCGGCGCCGCCGCCGUGGAGCCGGAACAUGUUCGCCGCCGCAGCCGGCGGUGGCAGGUGGGAGCUACUGCUGCCCAAUAUCGGCAUUGCCGCCAUGCACAUGCAGCUUCUUAACAACGACAAGGUUGUCAUAUUCGACCGGACCGAUUUCGGACUGUCCAACAUCCCCCUCGGCGGCGGAAGAUGCCGGCAGGAUCCAUACGAGGUUGUCGUCAAAGUUGACUGCACCGCUCACUCCGUCGAGUACGACGUGGCGGAAAACACCGUGCGUCCUCUCAUGGUCCAAACCGACGUGUGGUGCUCCUCCGCCGCCGUGAUGCCCGACGGGACUUUAAUCCAGACCGGCGGGUGGAACGACGGCGACCACGUCGUGAGAGUUUUCAAUCCAUGCAACGAUAAGAAAUGCGAUUGGGUGGAAAUCCCCAACGCGUUGCACCGGUGGCGGUGGUACGCCACCAACCAUAUCUUGCCGGACGGCCGCCAGAUCAUCAUCGGCGGCCGCGAGGAGUUCAACUACGAGUUUUACCCCAAAACCCCCGGCGGCGAUCUUCUCUAUAAUCUCCCGUUCUUGGCCGAAACUAACGAUCCCGGAGCGGAGAAUAAUCUUUACCCCUAUGUUUUCCUCAAUGUGGAUGGCCAUUUGUUUAUUUUCGCUAAUAAUAAAGCGAUAUUGUACGAUUAUAUUAAGCACGCCGUCGUGAGAUUGUACCCCGCCAUGCCCGACGGCCAGCCGAGGUCUUAUCCGAGUACGGGAUCGGCCGUUCUGCUGCCAUUGAAGAACUUGCAAGCUCCGGGGAUAGUAGCGGAGGUGUUGAUCUGCGGCGGCGCGCCAAAAGGGGCGUUUCCGGCGUCGGAGAGAGGCGUUUUCAUGGGCGCUUUGAAUACCUGCGGCAGGAUCCGAAUAACCGACCCGAACCCGGUUUGGUUCAUGGAAACCAUGCCGAUGGCUAGACUCAUGGGCGAUAUGGUCACUUUACCCAACGGGAAUAUUCUCAUCAUAAACGGCGCGGCUCAGGGAUCGGCCGGGUACGGGGACGGUCGGAACCCGGUUCAGACCCCGGUUCUUUACCACACCGAUAACCCGGUUGGAACCCGUUUCGAAAUACUAAACCCGAGCGGAAUCCCAAGAAUGUACCACUCAACCGCCAUUCUCCUCCGCGAUUCCCGGGUUCUGGUCGGCGGCAGCAACCCACACCCAAACUACGUCUUCGGAAACGGCGCUCUUUUUCCGACGGAGUUAAGACUGGAAGCCUUCUCGCCGCCGUAUCUGGACGCGGCAACGGCGGGCAUACGCCCGCAUAUUACGCUUCCGGGUUCGCACUCCAAAUUCGGGUACGGAAAAGUAAUAGAGAUCCAAUUCACCGCCGCCGGACCCGUGGACGGAAACUUGGUCACGGUAACAAUGGUGGCGCCGUCGUUCACUACACAUUCAUUUUCUCAACACCAAAGGCUGUUGGAUCUCGGCGGCGGAGGGACGGUGAAACCCGUCGGAAUAAACACAUACCAUAUGACGGCGGUGACACCGGGUUCCGGCAAUCUUUCUCCGGCGGGAUACUAUAUGCUUUUCGUGGUUCAUAAAGGCAUACCAAGUGAAGGUAUUUGGAUUCAAAUGGUUUAAUAAUAAUAAUAAUUUUUAUAAAUAUUAUGGUAAAAGUCCAAGCAAAAUAAUUCUUAAAGAUAAAUUGUGAAUAGUUUUUAAUUUCCUUCUCUUGAAAUUAAAUUGUGUUCCAAUAAUCAUGAUUAUAUACAUAUUUCAUAUAUAUACGUAGAAGAAGCAAGAUGUAUAAUAUAUUACUCUAAUAAUAAAAAGCUUAUUAGUUAAUUGUC
Messenger RNA from Ipomoea nil (Japanese morning glory), 1887 nucleotides. RefSeq names its product aldehyde oxidase GLOX-like. Lineage: Eukaryota; Viridiplantae; Streptophyta; Magnoliopsida; Solanales; Convolvulaceae. The record is from RefSeq and is a predicted model, not a curated record. The coding region runs from base 8 to 1678 and encodes 556 amino acids. The transcript has a single exon.